AUGGAAUCUCUAAGCAUAUAUGUACUGAGUUUCAACUGCGCUCGGAAUGUGAUCCAGCCUUACUCGUUUGCCUCUCAUCUCUUCGAUGUUCUUCCUGAUUCAAGGUGUCGGUCAACGGAUCUACCCGAGAUACUUGUCUUGUCACUCCAGGAAGUUGCCCCUAUCUCCUAUGCAUUCCUUGGAGGCUCAUUCCUGAAUCCAUAUUUUGAUGCUUUUCGCCGUGCCGUGAACAUUGCAGCCGGUGAAGAGUGUUACGCGAAUAUUGUAACUAAGAAUGCCGGGAUGGUAGCAAUAAUGGUCUUUGUGCGUCAAGACGUCGCCGGAAAAAUUGCCCGGAUUGAAACUGCGGAUGUUGGAGUGGGGGUGCAGGAGGCUGGGAAUAAAGGAGCUGCUGGGGCACGGAUUGGCUAUUAUAUCAACGAAGAUACUGUCGACCUGACCUUUGUUGCGGCCCAUCUUGCCCCAGAUGAAUGGGCAGUAGAAAGGAGAAACGAAGACUGGAAGAGCAUCAGUGAAAGGCUUGUCUUUUCGAGGACGAAUAACAGUGGUGAAAACACUCGAAUUCGUGAUGGGGAAACGGAAGAAGACGCCCCUCUUCUUCGACCCGAAUCUCCCGACGUAAAAAAGGACAAUGGUCUAUAUUCACCUAGAUCGUAUAUCUUUGCUGCUGGAGACUUGAAUUACCGGACAUCACUAACUCGCCCAGGGCCGAAAGACUACAAAAAGUUUCCUCAACCUACAGAAGACCUGAACAGUCCCUAUCACUAUUCUCAUCUGCUUGAGAAGGAUCAAUUGACUCGCGAACUCCAGGAGCAGAAGACUCUACAAAAUUUCUCCGAAGCACCUAUCAAAUUCUUACCCACGUAUAAAUUCACUCUUCAAGCAGAUCAGGUUUACCCCGAAGGUCCAACUGGAAAAUGGAGCUGGGCGAAGCAGCGGUGGCCAAGUUGGUGCGACCGAAUCCUCUAUAGUGAUUUCCCUUCUUCUUCCUCGACUGGAGAAAACAACAUUGAGGUUAAUGGAUACGAUGCUCUACCGCUGUUUCAAACGUCUGACCACAGAGCUGUUGCACUUUCCGUUUCAGUGCCGUUGAAGCCCGCUUCGCCCCCUGCUGUAUUCUUACCUCCGUUUGAGAUUGACGCAAACUGGAAAAGAAAAAGGGCCGCUGCCAGGCGAAAGGAGAUCGCUGUGGGUGUAGCAGCUUACCUAACUCUCACAUGGGAAGGUAAUGGCCUUCUUGCUAGCAUUGGUCUUGUUUUAAUCGGUAGCUUCUUUGCCUGGCAGUCAUUCCUUGCAGGAUGA
Molecule: messenger RNA, 1302 nt
Organism: Paracoccidioides brasiliensis Pb18
Exons: 1
Coding region: 1-1302 (433 amino acids)
Biological process (GO): phosphatidylinositol dephosphorylation
Molecular function (GO): phosphatidylinositol-4,5-bisphosphate 5-phosphatase activity
Source: RefSeq, a predicted model, not a curated record